AUGUAUUCAGCUGCGAUUGCAUCUCCGGCCAAAUCUCCCAAAAAGAGAACCAAGAAGAAGGCAGCAGGGCCAACGCUGUCAGCACUGAUACUGAAGGCUGUGGCCGCGUCCCAAGAGCGCGGCGGCGUGUCCCUGGCUGCCCUCAAGAAGUCCCUGAAGGCCGGAGGAUAUGAUGUGGUGAAGAACAAAGCGAGGAUUGUCAUCGCCAUCAAGCGACUGGUGAAGAACAAAUCUCUCGUCCGGACCAAGGGCAGCGGGGCGUCUGGCUCCUUCAAGCUCAACAAAAAGCCCCCAAAGCCUCGCAAGAAGAAGGUGGUGAAAAAGAAGAAGCCGAAGGCCAAAAAGAUAAAGAAGGCCAGCGUCAAGAAAGCGGCCGGAGGAGCCAAGAAGUCUCCAAAGAAGAAGAAGAAGGCAAAGACGCCCAAAAAAGCCAAGAAAGCCGCUGCGAAGCCCAAAAAGGCAAAGAGUCCCAGGAAGGCCAAACGCAAGGUGGCCAAAAGGGCCGCCGCCAAGAAGUGA
This is a messenger RNA of Menidia menidia (Atlantic silverside), 519 nucleotides long. Lineage: Eukaryota; Metazoa; Chordata; Actinopteri; Atheriniformes; Atherinopsidae. The record is from the annotation of a GenBank genome assembly.